Molecule: messenger RNA, 1281 nt
Organism: Chaetomium globosum CBS 148.51
Lineage: Eukaryota; Fungi; Ascomycota; Sordariomycetes; Sordariales; Chaetomiaceae
Exons: 5
Coding region: 1-1281 (426 amino acids)
Biological process (GO): transmembrane transport
Cellular component (GO): membrane
Molecular function (GO): transmembrane transporter activity
Source: RefSeq, a predicted model, not a curated record
AUGGAUUCGGCCGAGAAGACAGAGGCCCAUCAGAACGAGGUGACGGGCAACGGCCCGACCACCAUGGAUCCUCAACGCCGCAUCCAGGUGGAGAAGAGUCUGAAGCGCAAGCUGGACACGCGCUGCAGCUUGUUCAUCUUGCUGUACAUCCUGAACUAUCUGGAUCGCAACAAUAUCGCGGCCGCCCGCCUCAAGGGCCUGCAAGAGGACUUGGACCUCUCGUACAACGAAUAUGCCACCUGUCUCAGCAUUCUCUACGUCGGCUACAUUCUCAUGCAGGUCCCCUCCAAUAUGAUGAUCAACCUCGUUUCCCGGCCUUCGCUCUACAUUGGGUGCUCGAUGUUGCUGUGGGGGUUGGUUUCUACCCUCUCCGGUAUUGUGACCAACUUUGGUGGCAUGGUUGCCAUUCGGUUCUUCCUUGGCUUCGUCGAGGCCGCCUUCCUUCCUGGCGCCCUUCUCAUCCUAUCGAAGUGGUACACCCGUCGCGAACUGACGACGAGAAACGCCUUGUUGUUCUGUGUCGAGGGUGCCGCUACCAUGUUCGUUGCCAUCCUUGCCGUCUUCAUCCUGCCCGACCUGCCGCAUAACACGCGCGGAUUUUCCGAGGAGGAGCGCUAUGUCGCGCAGCUGCGCAUGACCGAAGACGUCGGCGUAGCGGACAGUGACGAACCUGACCAAGGCGUCUUCACCGGUCUGAUCAUGGCCCUGAAGGACCCCAAGGUGUACUUGAUGAUGUUCACGCUUACUGCCUACGUUGUUGGCCUGUCUUUCAACGCUUUCUUCCCCACGCUCACGGGCACCCUGAACUUUGACUACGUCCCGACGCUUCUCAUGAGCGCACCGCCUUGGGCUUUUGCCUGCUUGGUCUCGUUGAUCAACGCGUGGCACUCGGAUCGCACCCAAGACAAACCCUCUUCCCUCCAAGCAAAGCAGCUACGCCGGGUUUCAUCGUAUUCUACUCCUGGAUCUCCUCCUCCUUCCCCCGCCCCCCCCGCGAAGCGCGCCGUCGCCAUCGCCAUGAUCAACGCCUUCAGCCAGCUGGGCAACGUGGCCGGGUCCUACGUCUGGGAUCUCAAGGACAACGGCUUCCGCAAGAGCUACGGCAUCGUCACGGCCAUGUUUGGCGUCACCAUCUUGGGCUGCUUCGUGUUCAAGCUGGUGCUGGUGCGCAUGAACAAGCAGCUGGAGGAGGCCGAGCGGCCCGAGGCCGUGCCGCAGGCGCCGGUGGACGGCGAGAGGGACCCCGAGAAGUUCAACAAGGGGUUCAGGUAUUUGGUGUAG